UUUCAGAGACAAAAAGAAAUAGCAUGGCAUGAAACAUGGCUCAGUUCUACUACAAAAGAAAUGUUAAUGCCCCUUACAGAGACCGCAUCCCUCUAAGGAUAGUUCGAGCAGAAUCAGAACUCUCACCAUCAGAAAAAGCCUACUUAAAUGCUGUGGAAAAGGGAGAUUAUGCAAGUGUCAAGAGAGCCCUAGAGGAAGCUGAAAUUUAUUUUAAAAUAAAUAUUAAUUGCAUUGAUCCUCUUGGAAGAACUGCUCUCCUAAUUGCAAUUGAAAAUGAGAACUUGGAGCUCAUUGAACUACUCUUAAGCUUUAAUGUCUAUGUUGGCGAUGCUCUAUUACAUGCAAUCAGGAAAGAAGUUGUUGGAGCUGUUGAGCUGUUAUUGAACCACAAAAAGCCAAGUGGAGAAAAGCAGGUACCUCCCAUACUCCUCGAUAAGCAGUUCUCUGAAUUCACUCCGGACAUUACACCAAUCAUCUUGGCAGCCCACACAAAUAAUUAUGAGAUAAUAAAACUUUUAGUUCAGAAAGGAGUCUCGGUGCCCAGACCCCAUGAGGUCCGCUGUAACUGUGUUGAAUGUGUCUCCAGUUCAGAUGUGGACAGCCUUCGUCACUCACGCUCCAGACUCAAUAUCUACAAGGCCUUGGCUAGCCCUUCUCUCAUUGCACUGUCAAGUGAAGAUCCUUUUCUCACAGCCUUUCAACUAAGUUGGGAGCUUCAGGAGUUGAGCAAGGUGGAAAAUGAAUUCAAGUCUGAGUAUGAGGAACUUUCACAACAGUGCAAACAGUUUGCUAAGGACCUACUGGAUCAGACAAGAAGCUCCAGAGAACUAGAAAUCAUUCUUAAUUACCGAGAUGAUAAUAGCCUCAUAGAAGAUCAAAGUGGAAAUGAUCUUGCAAGACUAAAAUUGGCCAUUAAGUACCGUCAAAAAGAGUUUGUUGCCCAGCCCAAUUGUCAACAACUGCUUGCCUCUCGCUGGUAUGACGAGUUCCCAGGGUGGAGAAGAAGACACUGGGCAGUGAAGAUGGCGACAUGUUUCAUAAUAGGACUUCUUUUUCCCGUCUUCUCUGUAUGCUACCUUAUAGCUCCUAAAAGCCCUCUUGGACUAUUUAUCAGAAAACCAUUUAUCAAGUUUAUCUGCCAUACAGCAUCCUACUUGACUUUUUUGUUUCUGCUGUUGCUUGCCUCUCAACACAUCGACAGGUCUGAUUUGAACAGACAAGGUCCACCACCAACCAUCGUCGAGUGGAUGAUAUUACCAUGGGUCCUGGGUAAAUGUGUUACUAUAGAAAAUAUAACAAUGUGA
Myotis davidii is the source of this 1304-nucleotide messenger RNA. Its product is annotated as short transient receptor potential channel 4. The record is from RefSeq and is a predicted model, not a curated record. Lineage: Eukaryota; Metazoa; Chordata; Mammalia; Chiroptera; Vespertilionidae. Gene Ontology annotation, cellular component: membrane; cation channel complex. Gene Ontology annotation, molecular function: protein binding; inositol 1,4,5 trisphosphate binding; store-operated calcium channel activity. The transcript has 3 exons. Bases 36 to 1304 code for a protein of 422 amino acids. Gene Ontology annotation, biological process: regulation of cytosolic calcium ion concentration; calcium ion transmembrane transport; manganese ion transport.